This is a messenger RNA of Notechis scutatus (mainland tiger snake), 3905 nucleotides long. The record is from RefSeq and is a predicted model, not a curated record. NCBI's taxonomy places the organism in Eukaryota, Metazoa, Chordata, Lepidosauria, Squamata, Elapidae.
AUCUCCUCCGCAAAGCUGGGAGAUGCCGGCACCUACGUGUGUGUGGCCCAGAACUCGGUGGGCACCACGGAGGCGCAGGUGGAGGUGAGCGUGGAGGCGGUACACGGCAGGAGAGGAGUCCCCGAAAUCCACAUGACUCCCACCCAGACAGUGCAGGCGGGACAGACGGCUCGGCUCCAUUGCUCUGCUACAGGGGACCCGACUCCCACCAUCCACUGGUCCAAGCUGCGGGCUCCGUUGCCGUGGCAGCAUCAGGUGGUGAACGACACCCUCAUCAUCCCCCGGGUGGCCCAGCAGGACUCGGGCCAGUACAUCUGCAACGCCAGCAACUCUGCGGGGUUCACCGAAGCCUUCGUGGUGCUGGACGUGGAGAUACCACCCUACGCCACCAGUCUUCCCAACCGAGCAGUGGUGCACGAGGGCGAUGCAGUGCAGCUGCAGUGCCUGGCCCACGGCACGCCCCCCCUGCGUUACCAGUGGACCAAAGUGAACGGCAGCCUGCCCGGACGGGCCACGGUGCGCGACGGGGUCUUGCAGUUCAGCCCGGCCGGGCACCAGGAUUCCGGCACCUACCGCUGUCACGUCAGCAACCGGGUGGGCUCCGCUGAGGCUUUGGCCCAGGUCUACGUGCAAGCCACUGCUGGAGGACCCCUCUCUGUCCAGAUCACCCCUCCGAGCGACACCAAAGCCGUGGGCGCCACAGCAGAGUUUGUGUGCUCCGUGUCCGGGGACCCCAGGGCGCAAAUCGAGUGGCUGAAAGAGGGCGGAGAGCUGCCUCCCACUCACACCAUCCGCAAUGGAGUGCUGCGGAUCGAGAAGCUGAACCCAGAGUGUCAGGGAAUCUACGUGUGUCGGGCCAGGAGUCCCUCUAGCCAGGCCCAGGGAAGGGUCAGCCUGACUGUCCGGGGAUGCGUGCGCCAGCUGAUCAUCCAAGGGAAGGAAGUGAUCUUCAAAGAUUUUGACCUGCAAGCCCACGGAGUCUCCAACUGCCCUACCUGCCAAGACCAACCCUGUCAGAACGGAGGCGUCUGCAUGGACUCGGAGAGCAGCAGCUACACAUGCAAGUGUGCCCAGGGAUUCGCCGGGAGCAACUGUGAGCACCCCCAGGCCCUGCGCUGCCAUCCAGAGGCCUGUGGGCCCGAUGCCACCUGCGUGAACCAAGCCUCCGGGGAAGGCUACACCUGCCGUUGCCUCUUGGGCCGACACGGGAAGAAGUGCAUGGCGGGCCUCACCGUGACGUCCCCCCACUUCCCGGGUGCAGACGCUUUCAUCUCCUACCCAACCCUCACCCGAAACCCCUACGAGCUGCGGCUGGAGGUCGAAGUCAAGCCGCUCUCCCCCAACGGCCUCGUCCUCUUCAACGGGGGCGACGGGACCCCCGUGGCCGACUUCGUCUCGCUCAACAUGGCCAACGGGCACUUGGAGUUCCGCUAUGAGCUGGGCUCAGGUACCGCUGUGCUGCGGAGCCACAAGCCCCUGGCCCUCGGUCAGUGGCACAAGGUGGCGGCCGAGCGCCUGAACAAAGACGGCACCCUACAGGUGGACGAGGAGCGGCCCGUCAAGAGGUCGUCCCCCGGGAAAAGCCAGGGCCUCAACCUGCACACUUCUCUCUACCUUGGAGGAGUGGAGGACUCAGUCAAGCUCCCGGCAGCUGCCAACAUCUCCAACCACUUCCACGGGUGCAUCGGAGAGGUUUCGGUCAACGGGAAGAAGGUGGACAUUUCCUACAGCUUCCUGGAGAGUCGCGGCAUCUCGCAGUGCGCCGACAGCUCCCCUUGUGACCGCAGGCCUUGCCAAAACGGCGGGCAGUGUUUGCUCACGGGGGAGUACGAGUUCCAGUGCCUGUGUCCGGAUGGUUUCACGGGGGAACGCUGCGAGGUGCCCGAGGCCCACUGCCAGCUCCAUCACCCCUGCCUGAACGGGGGCAUCUGCAAGGGCACGGCCUGUCUCUGCCGCCAGGGCUUCUCGGGGCUGUACUGCGAACACGACGAACUGCAGCACCAGCUGAAAGCCGAAUGGCCGGAAGGCAGCGGAGGAAACGACGCUCCUGGACAGUACGGCGCCUAUUUCUGCAACGGGGGCUACGUGGCCUUGCCGAGACACGCUUUCCCCAGGAGUCUUCCCGAGUCGCCAGAGACCAUCGAACUGGAAGUGCGGACCAGCUCUGCAAACGGGCUGCUUUUCUGGCAGGGGGUGGAGGAAGGGGAGCCAGGCAAAGCGAAGGACUUCAUUAGCCUCGGGCUGAAGGAUGGGCACCUGCUGUUCAGUUACCAGCUGGGAAGCGGAGAGGCCAACCUCCGCUCCGAAGACCCCGUGGACGAUGGCGAGUGGCAUCGAGUGACGGCUGUCCGGGAAGGGAAACGAGGAUCCCUUCAGGUGGACGGAGAGGAGGCGGUGACUGGUGAAUCUCCUGGCAGGAACGUCAUGGUCAACACCAAAGGCCGGAUCUAUUUAGGAGGCGCCCCCGACAUCCAGACGCUGACGGCCGGGAAAUACGCCUCGGGAAUCACGGGCUGCCUCAAAAACGUGAUUCUGGUCAACGCCCGGCCAGGCCAGGAACCCCGGCAGCCGGUAGACCUGCAACACCAGGCGGAAAUGGCCCUGAACAUUCAGGAGUGCCCCUCAUAGGGGAGGCCCCACCACCAACAACCUUCCUUCCACCCUCCUGCUGUUCGUUGCCAUCGCCGGGCCGAGGGAGAGACAUCUACGCUGAUUAUCGUUAUUUUAUUAUUAUUAUUAUUAUUGUUAUUACUACCAAAAAAAAAUUUUUUUUUUUUUAAAAAAAAGGAAGAAACACACCAACGGUGCUUUUCGCUGCUGCCAAAAAAAAAGGGGGGGGAGGUGGAGGGAGUUGGCUAACAGCGGCGUCCUUGGCCUAGGCCGCGCGGGCCGCCUCGGAGGACCAGGGGGAGCCGUGCCGCGUUGCGCCAGAAGAGCUACAGGAGGAGGCCGGCUUACCGGAGAUCGGCAAGUGAGCCAGGAUGCCCGGAGGGCUGCUGUGUUGGCCCCCCGGCUGGCUGUGACUGACCAAAGAUCCUGCCCUCGCCCUCCCUGGGGCAGGGAGGGGAUCCCAGGGGCAUCCGGGAAGGUGGUCUCGGCAACGUCCUCCGUGCCCCAGCGAAUGCCACGCGGGAGACGGGUCCUUCUGAAGUCCCGCCUCCGCCUCGUCGCCCCGCACAGCCGUAGCGCUUCGGAGAGGUGCUCUCCCCACCCCCCACCCCCAUUUCGCUAGCUGCCUUGACCCCUGGACCGUGCCUGGGAGUCCCGGGGCCUCGCCCCGUGGAAGGGGCCACCCUGCCUCACCCUGGGAAGUCUCUUUCCCCUCACCUUUAGGUUGCUUCAGUGCCUUAUUGGGGAGGGGGGCUUUCCUAAGGGAUGCACCUGCUAUCCCCCAGCCCAAUCUCCUCUUGCCCGCCCUCCGUUGCCUGCCGAGUGUUAUUUCCCACAGCAAAACUUCCGGAAAGGAGGCGGCUGCUGCUUCUUGGGGGCGGAGAGCAGAGGGGGCCCUCCUGCCUUCCAGCCCCCCUGCCUUUGGGUCAGAACCAGAAGGGGUUCUUUUAUGACAGCUUUCCAAGGAGAACUAGCCAGGCUCCAAAGAAACUUCCAUGGCUCAGGCAGGAGAUUGCUGACCGCUGGCCUCCUUGCCUUCCUUCUCCUGCCAGCCGGCCCCCAGCAAAGCGCUGAAGACGGCAAACACUUUGGGCCUUGGGGGGUGCCUGGUUCUACUUCAGCCGGGGGUCCCGCGCUUCUCAUGUGGGCCUGGCUGCCCUGGGCGUUUUGGGGGGCAGCCCCCCACCCCCCAUGUCCAGGAUUGGACCCCCUCUUUGCUCCUCUCUCUUUGCUUCUCCCACCUUCCUUCCCUUGACCGUUCUUGUACUUCUUUUUCUUAAUAAAUGGUGCUGAAC